UUCCAUUUUUCUGAAUGCCUAGUUUUCAGAAUCGGCACGAACUGGCUAUCAGGUGAAGAGCGAUCUCGGCUCGAAGCCGUGCAGCGCGACUGGCGCCUCAGCCGUCCAUAUAAUGCGAAUGCCACGAAUCGACCGUGGAUUCGUGCUCGCCAUCGUGAAAAUACCGCUCAAGAUGUCACAGUUGCUGCUCCGCCCUCUGCGAAAGAAGCUGGUACUCCAGUAACUGCUCUUAACAACGCUAUUGUGCCAGUUGUUACACAAACGAGCAUUUUUGAUCGUGCCAGGUAUGUUGCUUCUUUUUUUGGGAUAUGA
Messenger RNA from Cooperia oncophora, 312 nucleotides. Lineage: Eukaryota; Metazoa; Nematoda; Chromadorea; Rhabditida; Trichostrongylidae. The record is from the annotation of a GenBank genome assembly.